Ciona intestinalis (vase tunicate) is the source of this 4249-nucleotide messenger RNA. NCBI's taxonomy places the organism in Eukaryota, Metazoa, Chordata, Ascidiacea, Phlebobranchia, Cionidae. The record is from RefSeq and is a predicted model, not a curated record.
AUCCGUUCAUAUUUAGAUCAGUUGUUGUUAAACAUAGGGACAUCAGAGUAAGCUGAAGCCAACAUUUAUUAUAACGUGGUGGUUCAAAAACAAUGGAAAUAUGAUUCCAAACAACUUAUCAUGAAUGCUUGCCACAAGUUGCUAGAGCAAGCAGAAGUGUUAAAGAAAGGCAUCAAUGGUUGGAAUGGAGUGUCUGAUGACGGUUCCUCAACAGGGGAAGUUGUUACGAACCGAACUAACUUACAAGAUGUUUAUCGGAAGCUUUUGAUUACAAACCUCGAGUUUGCUCUCGAUAAGAAAACGGAACAAGAUUUAUGGAACUUUGUUUUUAAGAAUCACAUUACAGCAUUACAACAAAAGUUAAAAGAUAAAUCAAAUGCUCAUCGUACAGAAGCACAAAGUCAGCUUUCCUCAUUCCUUGAUUCAGCAAGUGGUUUCUACCACCAACUCCUGCAUGACUUAUGUUGUGCAUUCCAUGUUAAUAUCCCAUGCAGAGUCAGAUCAUCAAAAUUACUUUUAUUAAAAGACACUUCAUUAAAACACGGCUCAAUCACCCACCAACCUGAGCGGCCAUCUUGUCAAUAUAUGUGCCAGCAUUGUCUUGUACAUCUGGGGGAUAUCGCGAGGUAUAGAAACCAAAGUGGACAGGCGGAAUCAUAUUACCGACAUGCAGCACAACUUGUCCCAAGUAAUGGCCAACCGUACAACCAACUGGCUAUUCUUGCAUCUGCCAGUGGGGACGUGUUAAGCACUGCUUUCUAUUACUGUCGAAGCUUGGCUGUGAAAUGUCCGUUCCCGGGGUCGGGUACGAACCUUAGAAGGCAACUCAGCAAAAUAUUGGGAGGUGAUGAGCCACGUCACGCCAAGAUCUCCACAAGUGAAUUGAUUAAGUUUCUUCUCAAGUUCCACGCUUGUAUAUAUCUACAUAAAAACGAGAGCGAGCUAUCGGUCAUGGUUGAUCGAUUAUCGGGUUACCUUCACGCUCAUCUAAGAGCAGGGUCGUUGUCACGACAGCAGAUAAGUCACAUGAUCUUCUUGAACUUGUUCUCAUUACAUCAUCUUUCACCUGAUGGAGUGGAUGCAAGUGGCAACCCUGUAGUGUCCCCUGGUGGUGAGAAUGAUAACGUUGAUGAAAUGAAACCGAACAUUCGAUGGAACGCCAUGCUUAUGCUUGCAAUGCAAAUGUUACACGGCUUAUUAUCGUGCAUCCCCGUGCACACGGACGACCCCGGCGACUUUGAGCACCCCGGCCUCCCUGCUGUAAAGUUAACACUUGAUUGGUUGGUUUCGAACGCAUCCGUGUUUCAACAACAAGAAGUUUCGAACAAAUCAAGAGUUUGGCACCAACUUGCGAAGAUCCUCAACGCACUGGGAAGUCAGGAUAAAGCUAAUGAUAUGGAAGGUCGUCCCUUACCUGAAGACUACGAAGUACGAGGUUUCAUCGGUUUAAAACAAGCGUUGAAUAAACUUGACUUCCAGGCUGGACUCGACUCCAAUAUGAAUGAAGACAUGCAACACCCAUGCAGAUGUUACAGGUUAUACAAGCUUGGGCUCUCGGUCGCCGAACUUGGGGGAGGUUUGUUGGUUUGCAGCGAGGAGGAAGGGGGGACCGUGUUCGAGAGUUUGGUCCCUAUUACCCCGGGUUUAGGGGUAAAUGGGGAAGUCCCAGAGGAAGUGGAGGGUGAGCUAGAGGACCUUGAACCAACUACCAGCCCCGGGGUUCGAACCACCGACCCCCAGGUUAGAAGAGUUGUGGGUAAAGGUAGGGGAACUGGGUUGGAGGACCACCCAGGUGGGAUGCGUAAGAAGAACCGAGCCCCACGUAUGCAACAUGUAGCCGUGCAGAUUAAACCAGAUCCAAAGUUAAAGGCAAUACAGGAGGAGGACACAUAUGGGUGCGAGGGGAUCAACGAGGAUGGCGAGGUCGACUCAGGGAGCAUGGGAUCAUCCCAAGAAUCCCCCGACCCCCAUCCACGUACGGGACAUCGAGUAACCUUCGCUACCCCACAAAUGUCACCCCCACAAUACCCCCCCGAGAGUCCGUCACCCACUUACCCAGAACAAGUGGGUGUUCUCAUCCCAGGGGUUUUCCCCGAUAACCCCAUGCAAGCUUACCCACAUAACAUGGUGGUUCCCCAACAAAUGGGGCAAAUGUAUCGGCACCAAGUAGCCCCGGGAAACCCCCUUCUACAAAACCAGUACCCUCGCCACCCCAUGAACCCCUCCUAUGUUUACCAUCACCCCAGGAACAUGUUACCCCGACAAAACCCCCCAUUUCAGCACGUUCACCCCCAACGACCCCCUAACCCACAUAACCCCCCACCCCACCCUGCAGACUUACCCAAACCCCUAUUCUACCCCCCACUCUCCAACACCGACAACUUCCGGACCAACAACCCACUAGGUGUCUCACCCUCAGAGUACGUUGACCCCAUGCCCUCCGUUGAGCAGUCGUUACCCCGCCCGACCGACAUUGGGUUGUUCCUUCGAGGGCCCCCUAACCCCCAAAACCCCACCUCACCAAAUAUGGAGAUGAAGCGAAUGAUGGGGGCCCAGUUAGCCCCGAGGUUCCAUAAUGACAUCACAAUGGCGGUUAUGCAGAAACAAAUGCAAGACCUCGUUGCACGAAACACGGAAAUGAAGUCAGCGAAGCUCGCGAAGAUGAACCAACCAUCGAGACAAGACUUUGCUGCGAUGUCUCAACAACAAUUGUUUAAUAUGCAACAGGGUUUGGCCGGAAGUCCUUACGACCGUGAUUAUGACCUCAUAAGCGACCCGUCUCGUGGAUUGUUUAAGUUCAUGACCUCGGCAAACCUGCCAGGUGGUGGCAGCAACGAGACGUCAUCCACGUCAUCUCCAACACCAGGUGGGGGUGGAGGGCAACAAGUAUCGACGACAACAUGCUCGCCACAAGCUGGCAGUAUCAACAAUUAUAAAGGUACCGGGGCAAUGCUGGCUAAGAACCCGGGAAUGGAAAUCCCUCGUCGACCGAAUGCUUUGCCCACGCAGGCGCGUAAUUUUGCACCAAAUACACCAAAGCAACUAACCCCCACAGGGUUGGGUCACUUCACGGUAGUCGACCCCCAGCCCCAACACGGAGAUAUUUACCCCAGGGACAGGAUGGGUUCCAUGUUUGGGAUUUCCCCCAGUUCUAACCCACACCUGAACGAAGAGAUGAGAUUUGGUCGAACGUCUGCCGACCAAUCACCAACCUCCGAUCAUUACGCUCAGUUUGAUCGAAUGAAGAAUUUAUUCACCGACCUCCCGACCCCUAGUGACCUUUCGACCCUCACCCCUAACACAAUCGAUCCAUUGUUACAUCAACAAUCAAACAAAGACAUCCUCCCCGACAAGGAAGGGGGGGAUUCUUACAAACUUUUCCCCGACACAAAUAACUCCUUGUUUUCCUCGCAGAGAAACAGAGGCGAUCUUCGAUUAUCGGGGCCCGGCACCAUUGGAUCGGAGAGGGCCGCCGCACAAAUGAACUCGUAUUCACCCUGGUCCAACCCCACAGCCCCACCUGUGGAGGGGAAGCCCCAGGAAAGGGUGAGGGGGCAAACACAGGAAGGACCAUAUAUGUCCCACUCGUUCUGGUCAACACCGAUGGUUCCAUCCGGUCCUUCUGCACUCGAGCUUCUCAUUCAACGACAGAACCAUGUUACUCGCGAUAAGUCCCCGCCCUGAGCUUUGUCUCUGCUGACACCAAGUGUUGUAGAAGUCACCAUGGUUACGAGAGGUUGAUGGGGCAAGGUGUAAAUAACAUCAAUACUGGGUUGCCUUGUUUAUAAACCAACACCCAGUAUUCUAAGACUCUUCGAUGGAAGCCACAAACGCUUCGUACCUGCUUGCACUAAGUCGGACAUUUUGUUUGUUAUACUCCCAUCUAGUGGCUCGUAUUCCGUCCAUGGUACGUGUGGCGCCCUCCACUGGAGUUUUUGCGCAGGUGUGUUUCAAAGAACGUGUUAUUUAUUACAACUUGCAAGAAUUCUCUUUUUUUUUUCAAUAUGUCAUUUUUUAAGGAGUGUGUUUUGAUCCGAAAUUAUUUUAUUCGUUUUUAUUUAAUUUAAUUGGCAAAAAUUAAUUACUCUUCGAAAUUGUUAUUUUUUCCGAUGGAAUUUUUUGGCGUGUUACAAAACUUAGUCUAGCUUUGUAGUUGUAAAACUUAUAUAUGAUCUUUGUGUUCAAUUAUCAGGUCUGGUGAAUUUGGAUUUCUUCUUUUCCAAGCUUGCGAUAAAAGUAAACUCAUAAA